AUCCAAAGAUGCCAGUGAUUCUUUUAAAGGCAGUUGGUAGAGUCCUUUCUUUUCUCAUUAAUGCUAAUUUUUGUUUUUUUGCUUUCUGUUUUUUUGGUUCAUGGCUAAAUUUGAUCUUGUUUCUAUGAGGGAUUGCAAUGAAUAGUCUUGGUAGCGAUCCACUGGUGUACAAAACAAAUUCAUCGCUGUGCUGUUGUGAUGUGACAAAUCUUUCACAGUUGGCGAUAAUUUAUGACUUAAGUAGGAUUAAAUAGCUUAUUCCAUAGCAAUUCUCCCUGUUGGUCUUGCCUUUGAUCACUCUGUCCAAAUUUAUGAUGCAGCUUGAAUCCGCAGGAACUGGGAUUGGUGGCCUUCAAAUCCAAAGCUGUUGCAUUCAGUGGUUCACCUGUUGUUUCCCUUUGCUGUGUAAAAGGUAAAGUUGAGAGUCCAUUAAACUAAAGCUUUGGCUAGUUACAUGGUCUAUACUAAGAUUGACAAGAAAGCCUUAUAGCAACUUCAUUUCUCUUGUUCAUUUUUGAUGCUUGUAAAGCUUGUGGUAGUAUUUAGAUAUAUCUUCAAAUGAGAAUUGUCGACUUUGAUUUACCCAUCACGUCAUUAUCUGUUGAUUAAUGGUCUGAAUCAGUUGAUAUCCCUCUUUUUAUGUCGAAUAUGACCACAAAUCCACCUGGUCCCCGUGAAGUGAAGGAUGCUUAUUGCUUAUUGAACUUUGGAGACAACAUAACCACAAGCAGCAUUUCCCCAGCAGGAACUAUCCACGAGGAUAGUCCUGCUGCAAAGUUUCUCAUAGAACGGUAUUCGAUGUGUCGUUAUGAUUUCAAUUCUUAUGGAAGUCGUUGAGGAAACCAUGAGGUGAUGAAACGCGGCACCUUUGCCAGUACGUGUCUUGUAAACAAGCUCUUAAAUGGAGAAGUUGGCCCCAAGACAGUUCACAUUCCUACAGGAGAGAAAAUUUGCAUUUAUGAUGCAGCAAGUAGAUACAAGACCGCUGGACAGGAUACGAUCAUACUAGCUGGUGCAGAGUAUGGAAGUGGUAGCUCUCGGGAUUGGGCUGCAAAGGGUCCAAUGCUUCUGGGAGUGAAAGCUAUCAUUGCCAAGAGCUUUAAUAGAGUCCACCGCAGCAACUUGGCUAGUAUAAGGAUUGUUCCUCUGUGUUUCAAGUCCGGUGAAGAUGCAGAAACCCUUGGACUAACUGGCCAUGAACGCUACACAAUCCACCUUCCUAGCAAUGUCAAUGAGAUAAAACCAGGCCAGGACAUAACUGUGACCACUGACACUGCUAAUUCUUUUGUCUGCACUUUGCGGUUAGACACAGAGGUGGAAUUGGCAUGCUAUAAUCAUGGCGGUAUGCUUUCGUAUAUCAUUCGAAGUUUGAGCAAUGAGUGAGUGAGUUUGCUGUUCCAUGGUGCAAAGGUGUUGUUUUAUAUGCCAUUCUUUAACAAAACUUUCAAGAGUCUUAAAA
Arabidopsis lyrata subsp. lyrata is the source of this 1459-nucleotide messenger RNA. Its product is annotated as aconitate hydratase, cytoplasmic. Bases 853 to 1383 code for a protein of 176 amino acids. The record is from RefSeq and is a predicted model, not a curated record. Gene Ontology annotation, molecular function: aconitate hydratase activity; 4 iron, 4 sulfur cluster binding. Gene Ontology annotation, cellular component: cytosol; mitochondrion. The transcript has 4 exons. NCBI's taxonomy places the organism in Eukaryota, Viridiplantae, Streptophyta, Magnoliopsida, Brassicales, Brassicaceae. Gene Ontology annotation, biological process: citrate metabolic process; tricarboxylic acid cycle.